UAUGCAGGACAGCACCAUGGACAGCUCCCCAUUAACACACCUGAAAAGAAUGUUACUCCCAAAAGAAGAAAACAAGGUGUCUUGUGUCAUGCAACUAAUCAGAACACCAAGAAUUGUCACAGGAAGUGUCUCGCUUUGCAAAUCAUUUAAAUACGCAAACAACUCUCUGAGCCUUGUGUACGUGAAUUGGCCCACUUGUCUGCGAGUUCCUCUUCAGCAGCUUAAAGCAUAAUCAGUAUUCAGCUCCCACUGUUAAGCUACAGUUCUGCCCUGCCAAUCAUGUGCUCUCAAGACUCAAAUAUCCAAAGAGCUCUUAACUUCAUGCACAUGCUGUAUACUGUAUAUAACAACAUUCUCUGCAUGAGGUGCUGCCUUUCAUUCUUGUGCAAGGAUCUACUCAGAUCAAUGAAGGCUCCAUUCACAAACAUAAAGCACAGUUAUAUUGCAGAAGAAAUGUGGUGAAUGCUUUAAUAUAAAUCACUAACCUUCGGUAUUUACUUUAUAUCCCCCAAGAGAUAUGUACCAAUAUAUGACUACUUUAUAUAAUAAAAGUGAAGUUAUUCAUAGUCCAUAUCAACAACAUUAGAUGUUGACCAAAGUUCUACACAGCGAUAUCAAAAUGACAUUUACUGCAUGUGGGCCGCCAAGCAUAAAUCCAUGUGCUUAACUACAACAGAAACAAGAAAACUCCCAAAACACUAGGGAAAUAAGUGUGGUGCUUCACAAAGCCUAACAAGUAUUGCAUAAACUGAAUUUAACAUCGUCUCUUGGUAGUGAAAAUCAGAUUACAGCAAUAUCAUCGAGAUCACAAUUCAACAAUUCAUAUAUACAAAAAAGAAAAAGAAAAAAGAUUGGGGUUAGGUUAUUUAGCUAGGAAAUCAUGGCCACAAAGUCCUGAAAUGUUAUUGUUACUUCUUUGACCUUUGUGCAAAGCAAAUUUCUGACAUUAUUUACACAGAAUCACAUUAUUUACAUAGAUUCAAUUUGGAUAUUAUUUACAUAGAUUAAGUUUAAAUUUACAUUUAAACAGACAGUAAAAAACAAAGUUAGUUGAAUAGGCCUAUUUGUUCUUCUGAGCUAUAAACAUGAUUAAAUCUAAACGAAUUUGUACAACAUGCAGGCAGCACAUAUCUGAACCCUUUUUGAGAAAUAAACCAUCUUUUGUGAAUUAUUCUGUAAAAAAAAAAGAAGGAAAGAAAAGUAAUUUAUCUUUUAAAUGUUUCAUUUUUGCAGCCAAGGGCUACAUAGUCUUUUUUUUUAGUCUGCAGUACUGAUUUUUAUGAGAAAGCUGCAGAUCCCUGUGGGACUAACCCAAGGUCAGAUGCACCGAGAUAAUUUAAAGUCUAAACGUCGUGAUAACUAAACGUCAUAGGCAACACGCCAAUUCAGAAGAGAAAAAAUGUUUCGAAAUAGACUAUAUUUUACAGAAUAAACAUUUCGAGAAGGUAUCUUAAAAAAAAAGACUUGUCUGUGCGUAAAGCAGCCAUUAAUAGCCUAUUUAUUUUUUUAGAACUUUUUUUUUUAUAACGAAUUAAUUUUUAUAACGAAUGUAUAACGUGGAUAACAUCAGAUAAAUUUUGUGUGUGUGACAUUUCUGCGUUAUGUACAUUUUUUACCAGGUGUUUGUUUCCAGAAAUAUUGAGGGGAAACGAGUAAAAGACAUAAACAAAAAAAAAACGUAAAUAAAUGCACGUUGUCUCUAAACUUUCUUCUAAAACAUUUAGUGGCCAAAAGGCAAGUGCGGAGAAACGGUUUGACGUCAGGAGCUGCGGACACCGGCGAGUGCGCUCAGACACAUCUGUCAAAUAUCCAAACAGUGUGUGGGGUCUGGCGCACCUGGCAUAAAGUUCCCGUGCAGAGCUCCGCAUUCACCGCGAGCGCAAUGAAUUACAACAAGUCUGGCAGUGGCAGCGGUCCGUCCCGUAGCAACUCCGGUUCGGUGGACGAGCUUGUGAUAACAUCGACUUUCGGGACGCUGCUGUCGGUGGUUUACAUCGUUGGAGUUUCGGGAAACGUCUACACGCUGGUAGUCAUGUGUCAUUCCAUACGCUUCGCCACUUCCAUGUACAUCUCCAUCAUCAACCUGGCGCUCGCGGAUCUUCUUUAUCUCUCCACGAUUCCUUUCGUGGUGUGCACGUACUUUUUGAAGGACUGGUACUUCGGGGAUGUGGGCUGUAGGAUACUACUGAGUCUGGACCUGUUAACUAUGCACGCGAGUAUCUUUACUCUGACGGUGAUGUGCAUGGAGCGAUACCUGGCAGUGACUAAACCACUGGAUACUGUGAAACGCUCCAAGAGCUAUCGAAAAGCCAUGGCGUGGGGCGUUUGGAUUUUGUCCCUCGUCCUAACUCUUCCCAUGAUGGUCAUGGUAAACCAGACUACUAAAACAACAGCAGAUGGAGGGGUGAAAAGGAUGUGCGCGCCCACCUGGGCACCCCAGGCGUACAAAUUGUACCUGACUGUCCUGUUCUGCACGAGCAUAAUGGCGCCAGGGCUUGUAAUUGGUUACUUGUACACCAGACUAGCCAAGACGUACCUGGAGUCUCAAAGGACGUCGGCUAUUAACAAAAGCAGCAAGCGCUCGCCAAAACAGAAAGUUUUGAUAAUGAUUUUCACGAUUGUUCUCGUGUUCUGGGCGUGUUUUCUGCCCUUUUGGAUAUGGCAGCUUGUCCCCCUGUACCACAAGCCCUUCAGUUUAGCCUCACACACGCACACGAGCAUCAAUUACCUCGUGGCGAGUCUGACCUACAGCAACAGCUGCAUCAAUCCGUUUCUGUACACGCUCCUGACCAAGAAUUAUCGGGAGUAUCUUAAAAACCGCCACAAGAGUUUUUAUCGCUACACGUCAUCGUUUAAAAAGCGCCCACCGAGCUUGUACUCAUGGGGAAAGUCUGCGUCAUCCAGUAAUCAGUUUGAGUUCCACUCUGAGACGCUUGUCAUGGCGCAGUUAAAGGUGAUGCAGUGAAGAGAUUGGAAAGCUGAACCCGAUCGUGUGAAGGUUCCUGUCACUCAUCGGUCCCUUUGAGCCAGGUGGAUCCUACGCCAGGGAGGGGUCAUCAAUGGCGUAAUCGGGGUCACAUGUGAAGGACACCGUAAUGGCAUAUCGUGUGCCCCAAACGACCUUCUCCACAUGGUGGAGGUUCUCAGAACCAGAUGAGAAGAAUGAAACUCGACCUGCAGGAGAUGAAAGGAGAGGGAAGAUAACAGAAAGAAACAAGAAAAAGGUUGUAGUGAUAUCCUGAAAAACUGCAUUUUUUUUCUACAGAUUUUCUACAGCUCCCCCCCUGAAUUUAAAUGUUUAUGUUUGACAAUUAUUGUUGCAUUUCAUUGUUCCAGCACACAUAAUUUAGCUUGGAUGGAUUUUUGAAUUAAUUUUUUAAGACAAACUUUUUAAGAAGCAGAAAGUAAAUGUAAAUUGUGCAAGUUUAAAUGUAAAUUACGUUAGAUUUAUGUAAAUUACCUCCAUUAUGUCUGCCUGGAACUGACCUUUGUAGACCAUUCUUGAUCAUGAAAGUUGUACCAAAUCUCAUUAAAUGUUCAUGUUUUUUUUUAAAAGCCGACUUUCAAAAGUGGAAAUGCAUGUGUAAAAUUCUAUGAAUAAAUGCUGUAUGUUGGACUGAACUGCUGGAGGAAUAUCCAUAAUGCAACAUAGACCCUGCAGAAGCCAGAGUAAAUCGGAAGUAUUAGGCAAUGCAAUUGGAAUUCUGUAUUGAAAAAGGAUGGAAGGGAUUCAUGUGAAAGUGGAGAAAAUGGCCAACAAAAACAUGCAUGAUUUAGGAGUGUCAACAAAAGUAUGACUUUGUAAUGCACUAAUCAACAUGCUCAGUCCUAGAAGAGCAAAUGAGCUCUCAAUGUGUCAUUUAUAAAAAACAGGCUUAUUGGGAAACUAUAAAGUAUGACAUACAAAGCCAUUUACAUAAGCAAAGCAAAUUAAAAAAAAAAAAGACUGAAUAUAAAUUACAGUGGACUUCACAAAUAUUGGCACCCUUGGUAAAUAUGAAUAAAACUGACUUUUUUA
Megalobrama amblycephala (Wuchang bream) is the source of this 4018-nucleotide messenger RNA. Its product is annotated as urotensin-2 receptor. Gene Ontology annotation, molecular function: urotensin II receptor activity. Gene Ontology annotation, cellular component: membrane. Bases 1883 to 2965 code for a protein of 360 amino acids. The record is from RefSeq and is a predicted model, not a curated record. The transcript has 2 exons. Gene Ontology annotation, biological process: blood vessel diameter maintenance; regulation of blood pressure; neuropeptide signaling pathway. Lineage: Eukaryota; Metazoa; Chordata; Actinopteri; Cypriniformes; Xenocyprididae.